Molecule: messenger RNA, 8864 nt
Organism: Alligator sinensis (Chinese alligator)
Lineage: Eukaryota; Metazoa; Chordata; Crocodylia; Alligatoridae
Gene: TNRC6B
Product: trinucleotide repeat containing 6B
Exons: 26
Coding region: 2722-8370 (1882 amino acids)
Biological process (GO): positive regulation of nuclear-transcribed mRNA poly(A) tail shortening; miRNA-mediated post-transcriptional gene silencing
Cellular component (GO): nucleoplasm; P-body
Molecular function (GO): nucleic acid binding
Source: RefSeq, a predicted model, not a curated record
CUUUCAUCUCUUAUUAGGGGUCAGCCCCCCCCCCAUGAUUUGAACCCUGAUGACACUACAACCAGGGAGCAUCCUCUGUCCCAGACCUCUCACCCUGGGAUUUCAGAUGGGAUGCUUGCCAAUGGAUUUGGGACUAUGUGCAGGCCCAAGCCAGGAGGUCUCAGGGUUUGGAUGUCCCCAAAUUCUACAGGCAAGCAUCUUUCAUUCCAUGCUGCGGGCUUCUUGGUUGUAGCUGUGUUGGUCUCGGGACACAGGCAGACAAGGUUCUUUGGGGAGAUUGGAUCUUUGUUAUUAGAUCAGCUGAGAAAUUAGGGAAAUAGUUCUCGACAAGAAAUAGUUCCCAAAGGUAGCAAAGAACUUUUUUUGCAACUUCUCAGUUGGCCUAAUGAAAGAGAUCCCAUCUCCCUAAAAAGGCUUGCCUGCUGCUUGCCUCCCAGACUACGCCUGAUUUUAGCGAAAAGGCCGAGGAGCAAGGCUGCGGCAGCCCCCCGAGCCCGGCAGGGGCUAAGAGGCUGCUUCGCCUUUAAGGUUCCGGCCGGCCCGCCCUCUCGCUUGAUUGACAGGCCGCGGGGAGUCACGUGACCCGCCUCUAUUUGAAGGUCACAAAAAGCUGCUUCCUUUAGAGAGAGCAAGAGGGAGAGAGAGAGACGGAGCGAGCGAGCGGGAGGGAGGGAGUGAGUUCAAGCCAAAAUGGCCGACGGUGUCUCUGCUGGUUUCUGAACAUUUCAAAUUGAAAACAACCAAUACAAAAUCCUUUUUGGGAUCUCUUUUCAUUUCCAUUUCUACCUUGUAUGCCUCAACUCGCUGGAUUUAAGCACUGCUGCACUUUAUGAGUCUUCUUGAACCAAGCAGAAAAGUAAAGGGAAAGCUCUGAAGCUUGCUUUCAGGAAAAGGCCCCCUCCCCCUGCAUUAAUCUUUCCAGUUUAAGAAGAUUUACAUUUACAAGCUGGGUUGAUCUACACAAACUUGUGAAUUAACGCUGUGUUCCCUUGUGACCAGAAGAAACUGCUUUAUGACUAAGAGAACCCCUGAUCCACAUGACAAGAUAUUUAGCAAUAUGACAUUAGAAUGUGAAAGGGAAAGGGAGAGGAGUCUUCAUCCUACUGAUGCUUUCCUUCUUUGCAAAUCUCUUCCAAGCUUUUAAAAAGGGGAGCAAAUAAUACCAAAUAAAUCAAAGCCUGACUUUGUUCUCUUUGCCCUAAUCUUCAUCCUUUGCAAGAUGAAAUUUGAUGAAGUGAUAGACUAGUUUUAUUUUUAAGGACAGUUCCAAUUACUGCAUAUGUUGUAGUAUGGGAUAAAAACUAACGUGUACCCUGUGUAUUGUUUAUUUAAGUAUCCGCUCAGUGAUUUAAGCCGAACAGACCUGAGGAGCAAGAAAAAAUUUUCAUUGCAACUUCGGUUGAUACAAUUACAUUACUAAAAAUAUUAAUUCUUCAUUAAAUUGGCUCUGCUCUUAUUCAUUUAUUUACAUGCUAGCUUUUUGGAAGUUGCAGACUAGUAUCCUUCCACCAGGGGUAAAAUUGGUUGUGGAAAGUGUGUAGACAGGGCAUUGGUAUUUUACCACUGUCAUCUAGAUCUAUUCUCUGAAAGGGAUUAGAUGACAGCGGUGGAAAUGCUGACAAAACCACAACACCUUCGUCCUGAGGGUAGCCUACAGCAGGAGAUUUUUAAAAAGGCUGUAAUAUUUCUCAUAAUGGUUUUCACUGUGGAGACUUGUAUGCUUUUCCUAACUUUUUUCUUCUUCCCAACCUUUUCUAGUUGCUACUUAAAAAUAUAUUAGCUAAUGUUAUUGGAGGGGGGGAACCCUGGAAUCUAGCAAAGGCAGUUUAGCACUUUCUAAACUGGUGUUUAAACUGAAGUUAGCUCGUCAUGCUGUAAUGUGCGUGGCUAGUUUGAGGCCUCAUCUAUCUACAGUUUGUACUACUUUUAAAUCAGUAAUUUUAAAUUUUAAUUUAGCUAGACAAGGAGUGUCCAACCUCUGACCUGCAGGCCAAAUGCAGCCCACGGAGUUAUACGUAUCUCGCCUGUGGAGCUCCCCCCAGAUCAGGAAAUUUGGUGGCAGGGGAGAGGUGGCAGUAAAUAAGGCCACCCUUGUUGCUGCUAAAUUGCCUGGCGCCAAGUCACACCCUCUUCCCCCACCUCCCCCAUGGAUGGAUGGGGCUGGGCCAUGUCUCCUUUCCCCCAUGGGGAUGGGCUGGUCCACAUCCCUUUCCUGCAUGAGGCAGGGCUGGGAUGCACCCUCUCCCUUUCCCCUCCCCUGGCAGGGCCAGGUUGGAGCCAGAACACCCCCUGUCUGCCUCUGCAUAGCCAGAUGGGGCCCUGCUGUGACUGCCUCGUGCUGGAUCGGAACCAUCAGCCAGGUCUGGCCUGCAGAUAGCUUGGGCUCUGCCUGUUUGGCCCACUAGCCAAAAAUGUUGAGUACCACUGAGCUAGACCAAUACAAAUUCCCUGUCCAGACAUAACAAGGCCUUUUCAGUCUUAUGUGCAGUGCAGGUUAUUUUAGUGUAGCUAUUCUCCCUGUGCAUGUUCGUAUUCCAGAAUGAGGCCUUGUCUACACUUACUUGAUUUUUUGUGGGCAGAAAUUCUGAUGGCGGACAGCAUCUACCACUGCCAAACCACCAGAGCACGUACCUGUUGUAUGUUUCUGGCUGUUCCACUGCAUCAGUUUUGCUAACAGAGUACAAAGUUUACCCCGAGAAAGGACCAGCUGCUUAAGAGGCUAUGAAAGCUGCCAGAAGGCAGGGGAGCGUCUACAUAUGUCUUCUGAGAGGUGGCAGACAGCAGCAGAAGCCUGAACGUGGUGUAAUGCUGGUGGUUAAAAGAGAGAAGGAGCAGGAAAGGGAAGAACAGUUAAUGGAAGACAAGAAAAGGAAGAAAGAGGAUAAGAAAAAGAAGGAAUCUGCUCAGAAGGUCACAGAUCAAAAAACCAAAGUGCCCGAAGUGACGAAACCAAGUUUAAGCCAACCAGUGGCCGCCAGCCCAAUUGGCAACUCUCCAUCGCCACCAGUCAAUGGUGGCAACAAUGCCAAAAGGGUGGCAGUGCCGAACGGACAACCGCCAAGCACCACCCGCUACAUGCCUCGGGAGGUGCCGCCGCGAUUCCGUUGCCAGCAGGACCACAAAGUGUUACUGAAACGUGGGCAGCCCCCUCCGCCAUCCUGUAUGCUCCUUGGGGGUGGGGCAGGGCCUCCUCCCUCAACAGCACCUGGAGCAAACCCAAGCAACGCACAACCAGUGACAGGAGCACUGCUGCAGAGCGACAGUGGGACUGCAACAGAUUCAACAAUUGGAGGUGCUGCUGGUUCAAAUUAUGCAAAUUCCACUUGGGGUCCUGGAGCCUCCUCCAACAACGGCACCAACGCCAACCCAACUCACAUCUGGGACAAGGUGAUUGUAGACGGGUCUGACAUGGAAGAGUGGCCUUGUAUUGCCAGCAAAGACGCUGAGUCUUCUUCAGAAAACACCACCGACAACAACAGUGCCUCAAACCCUGGCUCAGAGAAGAGCACUCUGCCAGGAAGCACCACUAGUAACAAAGGAAAAGGAAGCCAGUGCCAGUCUGGAAGCACUGGGAGCGAAUGUAAUCUUGGGGCCUGGAAAUCUGACCCCAAGACUAAAUCUGUUCAAUCUUCCAACCCUGCUGUGGAGAGUAACAAUGGACUAGGAAAUUGGAGGAAUGUGACUGGGCAGGAUAGAAUCAGCGCCGGUUCUGGCUUCAGCAACUUUAACCCAAAUAGUAACCCAUCUGCUUGGCCAGCACUGGUUCAAGAGGGCAGUUCUAGGAAAGGGACUUUGGAGUCUGAUAAUGGUAACUCCAAUGCACAGAUUAGCACAGUAGGUCAGACCCCUAGGGAACAGCAGUCAAAGAUGGAAAAUGCGGGUGUUAACUUUGUCUCUAGCAGAGAACAGGCUCAAAUUCAUAACACUGAUGGACCAAAAAAUGGAAACACUAACUCCUUGAACUUAAGUUCGCCAAACCCUAUGGAGAAUAAGGGAAUGCCCUUUGAAAUGGGCUUGGGGAACCCCUCCAGGAGCACUGAUGCCCCUUCACAAAGCACUGGAGAAAGAAAGCCUGGGAAUGUUGGAUCUUGGGGUACAGCUAGGGGGCCUUCUGGAACUGACACAGUCUCUGGACAAAGCAAUUCUGGAAACCAUGGGAACAAUGUAAAGGAUAGAGAGGAUUCCUGGAAAGGAGGUUCUGUACAAAAAUCUAAUGGGUCAAGAAAUGAUUCUUGGGAUAACAAUAACAGGUCUACGGGUGGUGGGUCUUGGAACUUUGGCCCUCAGCACUCAAACGAAAGCAAAUGGGGUGAAGGGAACAAAUUGACAUCUGGGGUCUCUCAGGGAGAAUGGAAACAGCCGUCUGGGUCUGAUGAACUGAAGAUUGGAGAAUGGAGUGGUCCAAACCAACCAAAUUCUAGCACUGGAGCAUGGGACAAUCAAAAAGGCCACCCUCUUCCUGAAAACCAAGGCAAUUCCCACGCUCCCUGUUGGGGAAGAUCUUCCAGCUCUGCAGGAAGUGAGGUUGGAGGUCAAAGCACUGGAAGUAACCACAAAGCAGGAAGUAGUGACAGUCACAAUUCUGGACGCCGAUCAUACAGGCCUACACAUCCUGAUUGCCAGGCAGUCUUGCAGACUUUGCUGAGCAGGACUGAUUUGGACCCUCGUGUGCUUUCAAACACUGGCUGGGGCCAAACUCAAAUAAAACAAGAUACUGUGUGGGAUAUUGAAGAGAUGCCACGGCCAGAGGGGAAAUCUGAUAAAGGAACUGAGGGGUGGGAGAGCUCUACCACACAGACAAAGAACUCAGGGGGCUGGGGGGAUGCACCCAGCCAAAGCAAUCAAAUCAAGUCUGGAUGGGGUGAGCUCUCAACCCCAACAGAGUGGAAGGACCCCAAAAAUACAGGAGGGUGGAAUGACUACAAGAACAACAAUUCCUCCAACUGGGGAAGUGGAAGACCAGAAGAAAAACCAUCCUCCUCUUGGAAUGACAACUCCAACAAGGAUCAAGGGUGGAGUGGACGGCAACCUAAUCAAGGAUGGUCUUCAGGAAAGAAUGGUUGGGGAGAGGAGGUUGACCAAACAAAAAAUAGUAAUUGGGAAAGUACAGGAAACAAACCAGUGUCGGGUUGGGGUGAAGGCGGACAAAAUGAGAUCGGGACUUGGGGUAAUAGUGCAAAUGCAAAUGCUGCUUCAAAGGGUGGAUGGGAUGAUUGUAAAAGAACUCCAGCAUGGAAUGAGGCUGGUCGACAGCCCAACUCCUGGAACAAGCAGCAGCAGCAACAACAGCAGGAGACUUCUGGCUCCUGGGCUCCACCACCACAAACUCCAGGUAAUGGGCGACCUCCAAAUCCAAACUGGAACAGUGGGCCACAGCCAUCUGCCCCCAAGGAUGAGGAGCCCAGUGGCUGGGAAGAACCUUCUCCACAAUCGAUAAGUCGGCAAAUGGAUAUUGAUGAUGGCACUUCAGCAUGGGGAGACCCCAGCAGUUAUAACUAUAAGAAUGUGAACCUGUGGGAUAAGAACUCUCAAGGAGGACAGGCCCCACGAGAACAGAGUCUGCCUACUCCAAUGACUAGCAAAUCAACCGCAUCAGUCUGGAGCAAAAGCACACCACCUGCUCCAGAUAAUGGUACGUCCGCCUGGGGUGAGCCAAAUGAAACUAGUCCCGGGUGGGGUGAAGUGGAUGAUACAGGAGCAUCGACUACAGGCUGGGGGAAUGCACCCUCCAACACCCCAAAUGCCAUGAAACCUAUAGGAGGGGCGGCGACACAGCAGGAGGGGCAGCGGCGCACCGGACGCGGCAGGAGAGGCGGCCUCUCAGGUUCUAAAUCUAUGCAAGAUGGCUGGGGGGAGAAUGAUGGGCCAGUAACAGGAACGCGGCAUUCCAGCUGGGAAGAGGAGGAGGAGGGAGGAGUCUGGAACACAGCAGGCUCUCAGGGAAGCAGUUCCUCCCACAACUCAACAAGCUGGGGGCCAGGAAAGAAACCACAAAUUAAGUGCCCGUUAAAAGGAGGAAAUAGUGAUUCAUGGAUGACCCCUUUAUCCAAGCAGUUUUCAAAUAUGGGAUUGCUAAGUCAAACUGAGGAUGCUCCAGGCAGUAAGAUAGAGUUGUCUGUAGGUGGUCUCCCAGAUAAGAAGUUUGAGGUGGACAAACGAGCCAUGAAUCUUGGGGAUUUUAACGAUAUAAUGAGAAAGGAUCGAUCUGGGUUUCGUCCGCCCAAUUCCAAAGAUAUGGGAACCACAGAUAGUGGGCCUUACUUUGAGAAGCUGACUUUGCCUUUCUCCAAUCAAGAUGGGUGCCUUGGGGAUGAGGCUCCCUGUUCUCCCUUCUCCCCUUCUCCCAGCUACAAGCUGUCUCCCUCUGGUUCCACUCUACCCAACGUCAGCCUUGGGGCAAUCGGCUCAGGGCUCAACCCCCAAAACUUCGCUGCUAGACAAGGUGGCAAUCAUGGUUUGUUUGGAAACAGCACAGCACAAUCAAGGGGCAUGCACACACCAGCGCAGCCACUAAAUCCUUCCCCCAAUAUCCGGGCGCAAGUGCCUCCCCAGUUUCUUUCCCCCCAGGUUUCUACUUCCGUGCUCAAGCAGUUUCCUAACAGUGGCUUGAACCCAGGUCUGUUCAAUAUGGGUCCCCAGCUGUCUCCUCAACAAAUUGCCAUGCUAAGCCAGCUUCAGAUUCCCCAGUUUCAACUAGCAUGUCAACUCCUCCUGCAGCAGCAGCAACAACAGCAACAGCAGCAGCUUUUACAGAGCCAGAGAAAGAUUUCUCAAGCUGUGCGACAGCAGCAAGAGCAACAGAUUGCACGUAUGGUGAGUGCCCUCCAGCAGCAGCAACAGCAGCAGCAGAGGCAGCCUGGUAUGAAGCAAUCUCCAUCCCAUCCCGUUGGUCCUAAGCCACAUUUAGACAGCAUGGUACCCAAUGCUCUGAAUGUGGGUCUUUCAGAUUUACAGACCAAAGGGCAAAUACCUGGAUACGGUUCUGGCUUUGGCUCAAGUGGCUUGGAUUAUGGCAUGGUGGGAGGGAAAGAAGCUGGAACAGAAUCUCGCUUUAAACAAUGGACUUCUAUGAUGGAAGGGCUGCCCUCCAUAGCUUCACAAGAUGCCAGUAUGCACAAAAAUGGCGCGAUAGUGCCCCCUGGAAAAGCCCGCGGAGGAUCACCCUACAACCAGUUUGACAUAAUCCCAGGCGACCCCUUGGGUGGCCAUGUGGGCCCUGCUGGUGAUAGUUGGUUACCUGCCAAAUCUCCACCAACAAACAAGAUUGGAAGCAAAUCCAGCAAUGCCAGCUGGCCUCCAGAGUUCCAACCGGGAGUGCCAUGGAAAGGUAUACAAAACAUUGACCCUGAAUCUGAUCCCUAUGUGACCCCUGGAAGUGUGCUGGGGGGUACAGCCGCAUCUCCCAUUGUAGAUACUGACCACCAACUUCUGCGGGACAACACCACAGGGUCUAAUUCUUCCCUCAACACCUCGCUGCCUUCACCUGGUGCCUGGCCCUACAGUGCCUCUGACAAUUCCUUCACCAACGUUCAUAGCACUUCAGCAAAAUUCAAUGAUUACAAAUCAGCAUGGUCCCCUGACCCCAUAGGACACAAUCCCACUCAUCUCUCCAACAAGAUGUGGAAAACCCAUAUUUCCUCAAGGAACACUACAGGGCUGCCCCGCCCACCUCCUGGCCUGACCAAUCCAAAACCAUCAUCUCCAUGGAGCAGUGCAGCACCCCGCUCGGGCAGGGGGUGGGGGCCACAGGACUCAAGGCUUGCUUCUGCCUCCACCUGGAGUGAUGGUGGCUCAGUUCGUCCAAGCUACUGGCUGGUUCUUCACAAUCUCACUCCUCAGAUUGAUGGGUCAACCUUGAGGACGAUCUGCAUGCAGCAUGGCCCACUGCUGACAUUCCAUCUGAACCUGACCCAGGGCACCGCCCUUAUCAGAUACAGCACCAAACAAGAGGCGGCCAAGGCCCAGACUGCACUGCACAUGUGUGUAUUGGGAAACACUACCAUCCUGGCUGAGUUUGCCACAGACGAGGAGGUUAGCCGCUUUUUGGCACAAGCUCAGCCCCCUACACCUGCAGCAGCCCCAAGUGCACCCACGGCAGGCUGGCAAUCCCUGGAGACAGGACAGAACCAGACAGAUCCAGUUGGACCUGCUUUGAAUCUUUUUGGUGGGACAACAGGGCUUGGGCAGUGGAGCAGCGGUGGUGGUGGCGGCAGCAGUGGGGGCGAUCUCGCUGGUGCUUCAUUAUGGGGGCCUCCAAGCUAUUCUUCAAGCUUGUGGGGGGUCCCAAACGUAGAGGAUCCACACAGGAUGGGCAGUCCUGCUCCCUUACUACCUGGAGACCUUCUGGGAGGAGGGUCGGAUUCAAUCUGAACUUAGAACUUUCAACUCUGACCUCGUGACCUUUUUUGGAACAGCAGCAGCACUAACUUGACCUUUUCGUUUUUUUUCAACUUGCAAUAAAUACAUUUAUAAAAGGAAAAAAGAAAACGGAGAGAGAAAAAAAGGUGGGUCAUUGACAGACUGUCUGAGCACAUAGUUGCCUCCCUUAUAUAACUUCAGUUUUUUCGUUUGGAAUAUGAAUCCAAAAAGAGAACAUAUCACUCUUGAAAUACUUGAAUCAUGAACGCCAACUUAGAAAGACAAUGUGAAGCAAGUACACAUACCAUUUAAAUUUAAACACAAAAAAUUAAAAAAAUUAGUUUCUAGUUUUUCACUUUUUCAUGUUAUACGGAAGUUGUUGCUAAGAAACAUAUAUACUGAAAAAAAAUAGCUUUUUAACUUUGUUUGCACUGGGUGUGUUUCCGUCCUUAGGUCUACCAUGUUGGGGUGGGGUUGGGGGGUGGGGUUCAAAAGAAUUAAAGGGG